This is a messenger RNA of Scatophagus argus, 2212 nucleotides long. Its product is annotated as retinitis pigmentosa 1-like 1 protein. Lineage: Eukaryota; Metazoa; Chordata; Actinopteri; Scatophagidae. The transcript is spliced from 8 exons. The record is from RefSeq and is a predicted model, not a curated record. The coding region runs from base 142 to 1905 and encodes 587 amino acids.
GGAGGAAUCUGAAAUGACAGGGGGUGGGCGCUCGGGUUAAAAUGCCUCUACCUGCCUGCCAACGUGAGGCAGAGCCCCAGACGAGGCUUGACCACACUGACAGCGUCGAACAGGUUGAACAUCUGAGACAAUAUCAGCAUCAUGUCAAAAGCUGUUGACAGAAACAAGGUGUUUCAAACCACAAGAGUGCGGACCUCACUGAAGAAUGAUGCCAGCUGGAUCCAGAAAUCAGGAGAGGAGAAAAAGGAGCAAGACGAUUCAAGGACGGAGCAGGCUGUGGAGACCAGACACCUCCUGGUCAGCAAGAGCUCAUACGUCCUGUCCACGAUCAAGAAAUUUGAGUUCCAAGCAGAACAUGUUCCAGAAGAACAUACCCAAAAUGAUGAGGCAGAAUCUGAAAAAUCUGUUGACAACACAUCUGAAGGAGACAAGGAUGAAUAUGCUGAUCCAACGGUUGACCAGUCAAAUGUAGAACAUAAUCAGAUGGCUGUAGAAGAACAUAUCCCAAAUGGUGAGGCACAACCAGUUUCUUCAACAAAAGAAAAACCAGAGGCAGAGUCUCCUGUGGAUACAGCUGAGCCACCAGUUGCCACUUCAACAGCAGAAAACAAGGAAAAAUAUACAGAUCCUGCAGCUGACCAGUUCCACAUAGAACACAGUGAGGUCAAGGUCUCUGCAGAUGCUCAUGCGGAGGACCCCAUUGCAGACACCUCUGCUACCACUGACACAGAGGCGAGCAAAGACAAUGCUGAAGUUUCUGCUGUCACAGUAAGAGUGCAAGAAGAAACUUCAGCUGAAACAGAGCCAGCAAAUGCAACAAAUUUGGAGGAUGCCAAGGCAGAUUCAGCUGUACAUCCUGCAGAGGUGAGCCAUGAGGACUGUUUGUCAGAACAGGCCUCAAAAGAAAUAGUUGAAGCUGUUGCUGAGGUUGUUGCGGAGUCAUCACCUGACAAGAGUGAUGUGAUUAAUGCAACACCAGGAGAGGUUGCUCUCCAAGACAGUGUGGAGGCCGUCCCUGACUUAUUGGCAAAAUUUGUAUGUGAAUUGCCCACUCAAUCUGCUGCAGAAACUGCCACAGAGGCAAGCUGCGAAAAAGAUCCUCCGGAAGAGGCUGCUAGGGAAACUGUUGAAGUUGUAGCUCAGGUUAAUGUGGAGUCGUCCCCUGAGACCCCACCUGUGACUGAGACAGCAGGAGAACAGGACAAUGUGGAACCAGUCCCCGACUUAGUGGCUGAUACUGUCUCCGAAUCUCCUACUCAACCCUCUGCUGAAACUGCAGUCAAGUCUGUAGAGCGUGAAGUCGAGUCUGCAGCCUCAGCAGAGCCAGCUUUGCAGACCAGUGCUGAAGAGUUAGUCGAGUGUAAAGUCCAGCCUGCUGAUGACACUGUUGUUGAGCUAAGUGUCAAGCCAACACCUGAGGAUACAGCAGAACGCGUGGUGGAGUUGAAUGUCAAGGAUGCGGUUGAACCUGCAAAAGUUACAGAUGCUGAAGCUGUCCAGAAUACGACUGCAAACAGAAUCAUUGAACUGUCAGACGCAUUAGAUGUGGAACCAUCCACAUCUGAACCCCUGAAAGAUCAAGAACAAUCCCACACUGAGGAAACAAAUCUGAACCAGCAUUCUGAUCAUGCCAACAGCUCUGAAACCUCUCAAAAGCCGGAAGAGGAGGUGCAAUCUAUACAAACUCUAAAAGACACCAGGGACAACAAAAAUGUUUGUGCAUUCUGUGACAAAACAAUUGAUGGAAAUGUCAAGAUCAAAUUAAGUGAACCUCUGAUGAACUGCCACCCCGAUUGCUUAAAGUGUGGUGUGUGUGCUAAGGCCCUGGGAGAUCUGCUGACCCCCAUGUUUUUGCAUAACCAAGAGAUCCUGUGUGGUGGCUGCUUUGCAAAAACUCAGACCUGAAGCCUAACUGGGACGAAUAUGUCAUCAGAGAAAACCCAAAGCAUACUAUGAUUAAUGUGUUCUUUGGACUGAGAACCUCACUACUGUUGCCUUAGGUCUGUAUUCUGUCUAUUGAACCAAUUUCUUAAAGUUUUCUAGAACAUAGUGUACUGUCAUGAUUAGGAAUUUUGUAUUGAAAGAGUGUGGCAGCAUAUUCAUUAUUGUAGUAAUUGCCAAAGUCCUUAAAUGAAAUACAAUCAGUGUGAAAGAUUUUUAUUGCAAUGUACCGUAUGUGGUAAAAAAUAAAAUCACAAAUUACUGCCUCAGA